CGGCUGUCAUUUGAAGGCGAGAGCUUUAUUGAACCCAAAAUGGGGGAUAAUAAGCUCUACCUUUUCCUACUUCUAAGCAUCAUCGUUUUGACUGAUGCUCAAGAUGAGGAAACACCAUGCCUUUUGGACAAAAGGUACAGGAGCUUCCACAAAUAUGAAUACCUCUAUGAAGCGGAGUCCCUGAAUAGCCUGAAUGGAGCUAUCAAUGGACCCAGAGCUAGUUGCAAGGUUGAGAUUGAGGUUCCUGGCACAUGCCACUAUGUUGUGCACAUGAAAGAGUGCACGCUGAGUGAGGUCACCGGUGCUGAUGCAGAUGGAAACCCAGUGUUUAGGGCAGCUGCAGGUGCAGACACCUUCAAGAUUGAGAUGGAGAAGAACCCAUUAAAGGUCAUUGUGGAAGGUGAUAAUGACAUCAAGCUGUUCCCUGAGGAUGGUGAGCUAAUCAACAUCCUGAACAUCAAGAGAGGUAUCAUCUCUGCUCUUGCUGUGCCUGUGCUUGAGGAGGAGAGGAACAAGAGAAUGCCUACAGUUUUUGGUCUGUGCAAGACUGAUUACACUGUGAAUGCCAGAGAAGAUAUUGCCACUGACGUCACAAUCACAAGAGACCUGUCCAGAUGUGACAACUUCAGGCCAAUCAAGGACCACACCAGCCCCUUGGCCCUUAUUACAGGCAUGCAUUACCCACUUGCUCAGCUGUUCAGGAGCAAACAGACUUGUAACUACAAAUUUGACAAUCAGCAGAAGCAUAUGACCUCUGGUGAUUGUACUGAGACCCACCUUCUUGUGCCUUUCUCUCACAAGGGGAGGUAUGGAGUCAUGAAUGUUGGCAAACAGACAGUGUCUCUGUUGGGAGUAACUGAGCACAAUGAAAGAGUGUUUGAUUACAACGAGGCCAACAUGAAACCCCUGCAUCUCGAUGUCAGUGUUGAUAUGAGCCCAAAUCAGGAUGCAGAUGCUAUCCUUACCAUUCUGAGGGAGCUGGCUGGUCUUUCCCAGACCACCCAUGGAAACAAGAGAGCGCACCUGGCUCAGAGGCUUGUGGCUGUGAUCCGCAAGAGCAAUGCUGACACUCUGUCUGCAGCUUUGCCAGAGGCACUGGACAUUUCUCGUUCCCUGACCUACCAGGCUUUGUUCCAGUGUGGUACUCCGGCAUGCAGCAGUGCCAUGCUGAAAGUGCUCAGGACCAUAGGAAGCACCACUGCUGAAAUUGAUGCUGCAGUUUAUGCGAUGGGAUUGGUGCCCAACCCCUCACGUGCCCUUGUCAAGGAAAUGCUGGAGAUGGCCAGGUUCAAGCCCACCAAGCUCAUUUACUAUGCUACCAGUAAUGCUGUUAGAAGGCUCUAUAAGGCAGAGGGAAGGGUCACCCCUGAAAUUGAGGCAGUUGCUGAUUAUUUCACUGAAGAGACUGGUGACUGCACAGGUGACCAGGAGCACAUCUAUCUGACUCUGAGGGUGAUUGGAAACAUGGCUGCUGCUGUGGGUGCUGCCAGCCCUGACCUGAAAUCUGCUGUGAUCAAGUGCAUCAACCAGCCUGCUGCCUCCCCUAAAGUUCAGCAGGCUGCCAUCCAGGUCUUCAGACUGACACCUGUCCCUGAAGAGGGCAGAUCAGAUCUCAUGCAGGUUCUCUUGAACGGAAAUGAUCCAGUGCAGAAACGCAUUGCUGCUUACCUCAUUCUGAUGAAGGAUCCCCAACCUGCUGAACUUGAUCAGUUGGCUGCUGCUCUGCGUAAUGAAAGAAAUCUGCAGGCUAAGAGCUUUUUUAUAUCUCAUAUAACCAACAUCCUGAGCUCUACUGCACCAGAGACCAAAGAACUGAGGCAGAAGAUUCUUGAUGCCCUCCAAGGCAAUGAGGUUGAAAAGGUCAUGGAUCCCACCAAGUUCUCUCGUCACUACAAGAUUGGCUCUCUAGUAGGAAACAUGAUCUUUGAGAAAGCAAACAAACUGCCCAAGGAAGUCAUGCUUGAAAUGACCCUGAAUGCUUUUGGAUAUGACAUUGACAUGUUUGAGGUUGGUGUAGAGGGAAAGGGACUUGAACCAACUGUUGAGGCCCUUUUUGGUCCACGUGGUUUCUUUCCUGAUACCGCGAUGAAGACCAUUUUCUUUGCUAUGGAGAAGAUGCCUUCACAGGUUAAUGAGGUUUUGAGUAAAAUUAUCCCAUUGAAGAACCACAGAAAAAAGAGACAGGCCUCUCAAAAUAUCAUCAGAGAUAUUUCUCAAAAUGUUGAGAAGUUGAUCAAGGACCUGAAGGCCCAAGAUACUCCUGAAGCUAUGCUCUACCUGAGGUUACUGGGUGCUGAGCUUGGCUAUCUUCAGAUAAAAGAUAUGGAGGAGUUGGCUUACUCUGUGGCAAAGGUGGUUGAAAAUCUUUUGAAGAUGUUCCCCACUGAUUUCAUCAAAGGCCUGUUCUCAAGUGUUGACAAUGAGCUUUUCCUUCAUUACAUCUUCAUGGACAAUGAGUUCUACUUACCUACUGGUCCUGGUGUCCCACUGAGGGUUGCUCUGUCUGGUACCUUUGCACCGGGGGUCAAAGGAGGACUGAAAAUUGCUCGUGACAUGAGUGAGAUUGCUUUCAUGCCUUCUGUGGGCGUUGAGUUUGUGGCUGAGAUUGGUGCUCACCUCCCGGACUACGUUCACUCUGGCCUGGAGAUGCACACCAACAUCUACCAUGAGAGCGGUCUUAGUGCUAAGGUCGCUUUGGCUCACAACCAGAUCAAAGUGACCAUUCCUGCUCCUGAUGGUUCAUCUAAACUCCUGAGUAUUACCAACACUCUAUUGUCUGUGGCGGGAGAUGAUAUCAAUAUCGUUCCUGCAAUGGAGCAACGUGUUAAUGCACAUGAAUGCAGACCUCUCUUCUCUGGUCUGAAACAAUGCAGCUCCAUUGAUUUCUCAGAUGCCUGGAUAAAUGAUGCCUCUCCAUACUUUCCCCUUUCUGGAGACAGCAAAUAUGAAAUUGAGCUUCGUCCCACUGGUGAGGUCUCUGAGUACACUGCCACCAUUAAAUAUACAAAUGAGGACAUGGUUGACAAAGUCACAGUUGAUGUGGAAGCUGAGGGAACGCUCACUAAGGCCACAGCCAUGAUGAUGUUCAAUAGAAAGGAUUACACUGUUUCUGCUGAUCUCCAGAUCCCCGAAUACCUCAAUGUCGGACUUAGAAUUGUUACUGCUGACCCACAUUCCAUCACGAUUGACCUCCUUAGCAAUGACGUAUCUCAGGCAUCUUUGGUUGGUCUGGCUAAAAUUGACACAGAAAAAGCCAUGUUGCAGGUUCAGCUGCUUGUUCCAUCUCUUCAGGCUGAUGCAAAAAUUACUACCAGUCUAAAGUAUGCUGAUGAUCUGACACUGGAGUUUGAAAGUGACCUCAGGUUGCCUGAGACGACUUCCGUGCAGAAACUCAUUCUAACAUAUGAUGAUGAGAAAAUUGAAGCUGAUAUUAAAUCGGAUGUCAGCACUGGAACCAAGACCAUUGCUGCUGAAUUUGACAACAUCAAAGCACAGAUCAGUGACCUCCUCAAUCAACAAAUUGGCCAGACUGAAAUGAAGGUCCUUCAUGUGCUGACCUCAGCCGUUGAGGCCACAAAUAGCUACCUUGAAGCUUCUAAGAUUCCAUAUGUGGAAAACCUAAGGGUCCCUUCCUUCUCAGAGAUUGCUUUGCCUGAGAGACUCUUCUUGUAUAUGGAGACUGGAGCCAAUUACCACUUUGGCAAGGAUUACUACACGAUCACCUUCCCCAUGCCUCUUGGUGGAAAAUCUUCUAAGGAUCUGAACUUCCCUCCUGCUCUCACUACACCAAACCUAGCAGUGCCUCAGCUUGGCCUACAGAUUUCCUCCAUUGAAGUUCCCCUUCCUGAAAUACUUGUUCCAGAGACUUUCACUGUGUCUUUGCCAAGUCUUGGAAUGGCAGAAGUUUCUGGUAAGCUUAGCAGCAACCUUUACGACUUGGAGGCAACUGCGUCUGCUGGUAGACAGUCUUCUGAGCAGCGAAGUUAUUCUGCCAGUGUUGAAGUAAUUGGAACAUGCCCUGUGGACAUUCUCUCCCUUAGAGUUCAAGGAUCUGCUCGGCUUUAUGAGACAUCAAGUGGUACUCUAAAGGCAGAGGUGAAGUCUGCUGUCUACCACAAGCUCAUUGAUGCCAGUGUCAGCAUUUUUGAGGAAGUAAAUAUGGUGAAGGAGAUUAGCAUAAAAUCAAGCAGCAAGUUUGAUGCCACUGGUCCCUUGGGUAUAGAGGCUUCUCUGGAGCACACAGGCCAAGUGGAAAUCAGUACUGAAGAAAUCUCUGGGGAUAGCAACUUAAAGGGAACCUUUGUAACUGGGCCUGUUUCUGGUGGUGUCAGUCUCACCCAGUCACUUGCUCUCUUUCCAUUCAGGCCAAAGGCAAGGAUUCAGUCUGAUUUGAAAGUAGAUUCAACUCUUCUUCAGGCUCAGAACACAUUUACAACAACCUAUGCUAAUGGAGAGUUAUCAGUUCUAUCAAACACAGAUGCUUUUGGAGACGUACUGACCCACACUGCUGAAGUAACCAUCAGGAAAUCCACGUUUGCUGUGAAAUCAGACGCUAAGGCAUUGGCUCUUGGCCUGAAGAUCCAGAACAUUGCUGAAGUAAGCGUUAGCGCUGGAGAUGUUAACAUCAAGUUUGAGACCACCACUGACCAUCCUGAAGACUAUAUCAGGUCUCUGAUCACUGCAACUCUGAAUGCUGAUGGCCUGGCUGUAAACAGUAAUGCAGCAGUCAAGCUGGCUGAACACACUGCUACUCACAAAGCCAGUCUAGCCCUGAACAAAAAUGGCUUGGCUACCAAUGGUACCACUUUCUUGAAUAGCCCCCUGGUGCUCAAGAAUACCUUUAGUGGUGUUCUUGAUUCCACUAAGGCUUCUUUUUCAGUCAAGACAAAGAGUGAAUUUGUAGGGAUCGAUCUUAAUAAUGACAUCUCCAUGUCUGCUACUACAUCUACUGUCGAUUUAGUUUGUAAAUCCCAAGGUUCAUUUGACAAGUAUUUGCAGUACGUAAACGAUGUUCAUGUUCAUGGCGAACCUUAUUCUGCUGCUGUGAAUAUUAACAAUGACCUGACGAUUCUUGCUGUCAAAAUAAACAAUGAGGCUAUGUUUAAGGCAGAACCCUACAAAGCAGAUCUUACAGGUACUUUGAAACUUGCCCUUGAUGCAGAUGAGCUGAAACACACCUAUGAGAUCAGUUAUGCAGAUCUGAUAGCAACUGCUAAGUGCAGUACCACUGCAAAACUCAUGGGAGCUCACAUGAGCCAUGACACUGAAAUGGAGAUAGCCGGACUUGGUGUCAGAAUCAAUAACAAUGCCAACUUCAAUUCCCAACCUGUUCGCUUUACCACAACUCUUCAAGCCACAGCUGUUCCAUUCAGCUUCAACCUUAAUGCCCUUGCCAAUGGAGAUGGAGAAUUGAACCUGUUUGGGAAACAGAGUGCCCAGGUUUACACAAAGUUCCUUCUGAAGGCAGAGCCACUUGCCUUUGCACAUUCCCAUGAAUGCAGGGUCUCAACUAAACAUGAGUUGAACAGUGAUGUCAUUAUUGAGACUAACUUUGAUAAAAAGGUUGACACUGUGCUUACACCUUUUGAGCAAUUAGCUACAAUUAGAGUGAAAUCUAAAAUAAAUAACAAUGAAAUCAGCCAAGAUGUCAGUGCUUAUAACAACCCUGAAAGGAUUGGAGUGGAAGCAUCUGGAGUGUUCAUCAGUGGUGAAAUCCAAGAUGUCUCCUUGUCUGGUUUUCUGAAGUAUGAGAAGAACACAGAGAGCCAUGCCAUCAACCUGCCAUUUAUUGAGAGUCUUCCAGAAGUCUUGGAAAAUAUCAAAAUCACAGCUGUGACCAUAGCUGAGGACUUGCAAAAUUACAUUCAAAGAGAAGACUUUAUAGUUGAGAUUCAAACCCUUCUACAGCACAUUAGUGACUUUGUGACUGACCUGAAUCUUGAAGAAAGAAUUAUCCAGCUUAAAAAUGACCUGAUUACAUUUGCUCAAGACUGUCCAAUCACUGUUGAGCAUUUGGAGGCUUCUGUGAUGAAAUUGAGGUCUGUUGCGCAGAAGGUCAUAACUGAGUUAGGUACUCGUGUCAGUGAAGUAGAGGGAAUUAUGAAGGAAAUUGUUGCGAAUGGUGAUGUCCAGAAGCUAACUGAAAAGCUUAAGGUACUCACUGAAGAAUUUGACAUCAACACUGUGCUCCUUGCUGUCAUUGAAGCCUUUAAAGAUAUGGUCAAUCUCAUAGCUGUUAUACCCACAGAUGAUGUGAACAAGAUGGGUGAUACUUUAAAGCAGCUGAUCAUUGAACUGGACAUCGCUGGCAGUUGUAAAGAAAUAUCUGACAGUGUAAGAGAAUUUUUUGUGAAAUAUGAAGUUGACAAGAAGAUUGAAGCAUUCCUGGACAAGAUUGUGGACCUUAUUAAGCAGUUCAAGAUUGAUCAAACAGUCCAAGGCCUAAUUAACACUUUGAAAUCUGUUGAGAUCCCUGUCACAGGUAUAUUGAAUAAAGCCCUCACCUAUCUGAAGACAACUGAGAUAAAGGAAAUAAUUGAAGACCUAAACACAUACCUUGAUGCUUUCAUCCAAACAAUACAGUCAUUUGAUUACAACGCAUUUGUAAAUGAGGUCAAUCUGAUAAUCACAAAGUACACAACCAAACUAAAUAAUCUUAUUGCAUCAUAUGAGCUCCCUCAGAAACUUGAGGCAGUUAGAGAAUUUAUUAACUAUGCCCUGUCAUCUGUCUCUGCAUUUUUUAAAGAGCUGAGAGCCUUCAAAGUCACAGAUGUCAUUAAGACUUUAAAAGACACAAUAGACAGUGGUGUCCUUAAUGACAUUAAGGAAUUGGCUGGGACAUUCAAACAGAAAAUUACGGAUAUGGACCUUAGAGAACAAAUUCUUCAGGCUUUGGAGUUUGUGAAAGAUAUCUAUACUGAGGUCCUGACUGAGGUCACUGAUGACCUUGAUGACAUUUUUGACAUCACCCUUGGCGAUGAACCAAUUGUCACUGAACUGAAACAAAUUAUUGAAGGCAUUGUUGAUGGCCUGAAGACAGCUGAACUUGAGUUCCCUUCUUUCACUGUUCCACUCACUGACCUGGCUCUUCCCUCCAUGAAAUUCAGCUUGCAUCAACUUCAGGAGAUUGAGCUCCCAACACAGUUUGAAAUUCCACAGUUCACCAUUCUGGGAUCCUACACUGUGCCACCAGUCUCCAUCACAUGUGAAUAUAUCAAGCAGAGGCUUAUGGAACUCAUUGACUUGAUUGUAAACUUUGAAAUUGAGAUACUAACCAAUAAUUCUUACUUUGAAGAAAUUUCACUGAACUACCUGCCUGACUUUUCUGCCAUGACAUUGCCAGAAAUUUCUAUUCCAGAUAUUUCCUUCCCUGCCAUCCCCACAUUAGGUGAUAAGUAUGCACUUAAUGUUCCCCUUCCGCUUCCAAAGAUACAGCUGCCUAAAAUCCCUACUGCAGUUGUGGUGCCUACCUUUGGAAAGCUUUACAGUGAGAUCAGACUCCGUACUCCCAUAUACACUCUCAGGACUUCGGCUGAAAUCCAGAAUUCCACUGGCAAUGAACAAAUGCAUCAUUUUACAGCAUUCCUAACCUCCAUUGGCGAAUCUUCAGAGUAUCCGGUUCUGAAUUACAAUCUAGAUUGCACAGCCCGUAUUGGUGUCCCAAGAAUGAGUCGUCUUAUUAUUGCAGAGACCCUAAAGUUCAUACAUAGUGCCCUUACUGUUGAACAUCAGGCAUCAGUAACCUUCUACGGCCUCUCUGCGCAGGCCACAGCCCAGACGAUUAUGAAGGCAACUACCACACCAUAUAAGGCAGACAUUGUCAACAGAGCCUUCUUUGCAGUGGAAGGUGGAAUGUCAGCAUCUCUUGAUACAACUUACAAGCACAAAGUAGAUAUCCCCUUCCUUUCCAUGACCAAUGAGGCUACUCUGACCCAGUCUGCAGUUGCUAUACAGAAAGACACCACCAUUAGUGUGACAGUUGGACAAAUAGGCACUGGCAAAGUAAAUCUUCCUGAUUACUCUGAGGAGGCCUCCUACAAGAGCGAUCUGCGCUACACUAUGGAUCUACAAAAUGUAAAAUUCACCUUUACUGAAGACUUUGACAGUGCCACCCUGAAAAUUAAGGAUACACUAAAUGUUAAUGCUGUUAUGCUGAGCCACAUUGACUUCAAUGGCCAAAUUGAGACCAAAUCUUCAUACAUAAAGAACAGUUUGUUGGUUGCAUCUGGAAGGGCGCACCUUGGAGAUAGGAAAGUGGAGCUGGAAGCAACACAUGACACAGAACUUGUUGGACCUUUAAGUGGUACUCUGUCCAAUGCACUGAACAUCAUGGUACGUCCUGUUGAGAUUGUCAUUGAUUUCCAGAACAAGGGUAAUACCAAGAUCACGCUUAUAAAAUCUCUCUCUGCCAAGAUAGAUCUUCAGAAUGACUAUUCUGUUAUUGUCAACUCCAGGACGCAACGUAUCAAUACUGCAGCACUUGUGCGCUUCAACCAGUACAAAUAUGGCUACAACUUCACGAUUGACAACAAGGAAUCUGAGUCUGGCAUUUAUGCUACUGCCAAUGGUGAAACAGACCUUGAAUUCCUGACUGUUCCUCUCAGCAUUCCAGAAAUACCUGUUCCGAUGUUGGAUUUUAGUAUUCCAGCUAUCAGUGACCUUAACCUGUAUGAGCAUAGUGGCCUAAAGCACCUGUUGAUUACAACUAAGCAGGCUAUUGAUGUAGACGGCAAAAUUGUCUACCAAAAGAGUAAGUUUCCACCAAUCAUUGAUCUUGGCUUUAUUAGUGUUCCUGCAAUAGGCAACUUAAAUUCUGAGGUGUCUUUCAAGUCCUCCAUUUUCAACCUAAAUGCUAAUGCUGGAAUACAUGGAGAUGAUCUUGUCAUCCGCGUUGCUGCUACCUCCACUUCUGUGCAUAAACCACUGAAGGCCAAGCUUGAAGGAACCAGCGGUCUGACCCUAAAGAGAGGUGUGAAACUGGCCACUACUGUAUCUCUGGAGAAUGCUCACUUCAGUGGAAACCAUGACAGCACUCUGACUCUGAACACAGAGAACCUGGAGGCUGCAGUAGCUGUGAGUACAUUCGCAAAGACCAAACUGCCUAUUCUUACCAUUGACGCUAACCACAACUUCAAAACGGACACCAAGACUCAUCUAAAGGCAGAAUCCAUUCUAGACAUCAAAUACACUUAUGACCUUCCCAUUAUCAAGGCUGUUGGCAAGGGUGAUGCUGAGCACACCUUCAAGCUAGAUGGAGCCUUUUCCUCAAUUUCUGUUGAGUCUACGGCAAAGGGCAAGAUUGAUGGAACACUUCUUCAAGCUGGCAUUGUGAAUGGAGCUUUAGAUAACGGGGCAAGCAUCUACAUGGAUAGUAGAGGACUGCGUUCCAACCUAAAGACUGAUGGUAAUAUUUAUGUUAAUUAUGCAGAUCUGAAGGUGGAGUUUGAUGUUAAUGAGAACCUGGACAUGGAGGCAGCUCUUGCUCGUGUGUACACUGUUUUGAAUAUUGCUUCUAACAAUGAAGUCAACAUUGCAGCCCUCAAUACAAAGGGUAAACAUGCUGUCAAAGCCACUAUCGACCUGGCUCCUCUAACUGCUGAUGUGGAGUUUGACCUGUCUCAGCCAAGCAACUUUGGUGAUCUCACCAUGUAUGAGAAAACAGUUGUAGAUCUCCCGAAGGGAAUGAUUUCCUAUUCCACAAAAAUUGUCUCUCCUAUAUACACUACAAAUACUGCUAUAGAAGUGGAAGGUGAUGCUCCAGUCUUCAAAGUUGCUCUUAAAUCCUAUGCCAUAUCUCCUUUUGUGCUCCUGGGAUAUAAUCUGGACAGUUACAUCAGUACUACAAUGGAGAAUGAUGUUCUCAGUGCAACUGCUAAGGCAUUCUUGGAGCAUAAUGAUUUCAUCAUGGACUUCAAUAAUGUCAUUACAUUAAGUGAACCAAGCCAUACCCUGAAUGUAGACAUCACCAGCCCAACUUUCACUGAUGUAAACCUUCGUUAUGCUGCUCGGAGAGAUGGAGUGAGUACAUCAGUUUCCACACCAUCCGCUGGCUUCCUUGGUUUUCAGCUCCAUGGCAAGAUUCCAUCUGAGAUGUAUAUGCGCCUCUAUGGCCGCUAUGCGUCUGCCCUUGAAAAUGAUAUUGACAUUUUCACAGCAAAAGUGGAUGCAACAGGAGAUGAAAAAAUAAGUGUCCAGGCAACUUACAACCUAGAAGCGCCCAAAGAGAUGAUCCUAGGCUUGCAGGCAAGGUUACCUUUCAUCACCUCCAGCAUUACAAAUUUUGGUGAAAAAUAUGGUAUUUGUAGUGCUGUGGAAGGACUGAAGACAACCAUUGUCAGUGCCCUUACCGAAGUCUUCACCGCUGCUUCCAGUCAUGCUCCUGAGCUUAGCCAGCUGUCUAUUCUCUUCAGAAAUGUAGUUGUUCAAUACCAGAAGGCCAUUCAGAAUAUUCUUAAUGCUGCUGCCAGAUUUCUGAGGGAGACCCAGAUCAAGCUGCCUGGUAUGGAAGAAACUACUUUGCCUGAGAUAUGCAAAAAAAUCAAAAGCAACGUUGUCAAGGUGGUGCAAGAGAUCAUUACGGCAAUCUCUGACAAUUUUGAAGCUUACUUUGCCCCUAUUAUUAAGACCAUCGGCACAGUUGAGUUAAUUCUGCCCUCUGGUGGGAUCAUGACUGGAGAUCAGAUUUAUGUGUCUGUGAGGACUCUCCUGAGGGAUUGCCUGACUCGGACUGCGAAAAUUGUGGAGCAGCUGGAGAGCCUUGACAUGAUCCUCGACAAGCUGGGUGACACCCUUCAGGAGGUUGUUGAAAAGGCACAGGAAAUUGUUGAUAACAUCAGAUCUGAAGUCAUUGAUGCUGUUGCAUUGUACUUCAACAUAUACUACACCUCUUUUGUCACCUUGGUCAAAGGACUGAUUGAGAAGGUUGAUGCUUUGCUGACCAUUGACCAGCUCAAUGCCAUUGUUGAGAAGUGCAUGGAGUCAGUCUUGUUAUUUCUUAAUGAGCUCAAACGUGUGGUCUCUGACAUUCUUCCAGCAGAGUCUGGGGCCCUAAUUAGAGUUCAGGAUGGAAGGCUAGAACUUGAGCUGCCCUUCCCCUUCCAGCCUUAAGACGGUCCCUCUGAACAAACAUAGCAUAUGAAACACUGCUUUCUGAUAAUGUUUCAGAGUGAUGGACAAAUGAAAAGGACAUUUAAGCUUUACCUUAGUAUGUAUUUAAAGCAGUUUGUGCUAUCUUGCACACCUUAUUAAUACACCAUUGUGUUAUUCUGUUUGUGUAAAUGAUAACUGAAAUAUAUCAUCAAAGUGCACAUCUUUAUUGUUUCCCUCUUUCAUGUAUGUUUAAAACCUAUAUAAUGAAAUGUCUCAAACACAAUAAAGACCAUGUAUUGUGCAGUGGC
Pygocentrus nattereri (red-bellied piranha) is the source of this 11396-nucleotide messenger RNA. RefSeq names its product apolipoprotein Bb, tandem duplicate 1 (gene apobb.1). Gene Ontology annotation, cellular component: very-low-density lipoprotein particle; mature chylomicron; low-density lipoprotein particle. Bases 40 to 11106 code for a protein of 3688 amino acids. The record is from RefSeq and is a predicted model, not a curated record. Gene Ontology annotation, molecular function: cholesterol transfer activity; low-density lipoprotein particle receptor binding. NCBI's taxonomy places the organism in Eukaryota, Metazoa, Chordata, Actinopteri, Characiformes, Serrasalmidae. The transcript is spliced from 28 exons. Gene Ontology annotation, biological process: cholesterol homeostasis; lipoprotein transport; cholesterol transport.